This is a messenger RNA of Corticium candelabrum, 1881 nucleotides long. RefSeq names its product protein ecdysoneless homolog. Bases 104 to 1702 code for a protein of 532 amino acids. NCBI's taxonomy places the organism in Eukaryota, Metazoa, Porifera, Homoscleromorpha, Homosclerophorida, Plakinidae. The record is from RefSeq and is a predicted model, not a curated record. The transcript has 2 exons. Gene Ontology annotation, cellular component: nucleus.
CCUUGUCGAAGGAAUAGUCGAAUACCGUCUGUAUCCUAUUUGCUCAGUCAACGAUCAAAGUAGUGCGGGAACGGAAUGGUUACAGAAACUUUUCUGCGAGUGUAUGGAUGUAGUGAGACCCUUAAUUGGGGAGUACUUGUGGCAUUGCGAUCCAUUCGCCCUGGAAAUAGCUCACGAUCACGUUACGCCUCAUCUUGCAGGACGAACAGAAUUUAGAGAUAACUUAGAAGACGAAUGGUUGAUAGUUUAUGUGCUGUUUGAACUCACACGUACAUUGGAAGGGUUGGUGGCCACUGUCAAAGAUUCAGAUGGUCAGUUCUUGCUCAUUGAGGCUGCUCACGUCAUUCCCAAAUGGCUGCAACCGGACACUUCAGAGAAUCGUGUAUUUAUUAGCAACGGAGAGCUUCAUAUAGUCCCCAUUCCGCAGACACCCGCACAAGUAACUGACUUUCCAACAGGUGUACCAUCGCUGCCUGCAGCUUUAGAGCUAGUGAGACGAUCUUCAAGGACUAGAGCUAGCAACAGUAUUCAAACAGCGCUAAAGAAACGGUUGAAUGUUUAUCCAGAACAUGUAAAAGAAUCUAUACAGUUUGCACAUUGUUAUGUGCCCGCUGGGGUUGCACUGGUUUUACACUACAAACCUGAGUUGGUAACUAAUGCUGUCCGAGCAUUUUGUGAACGAGAUCGGCUUGACAUGAAGUCCAUUCGAUAUCAGAAAUUUCAUCCACCAAGACAAUGGAUUGUACCGCAUUGUGUAAAUAUAAGCAACAAGGCUCGUGAUCUUGGUAUGAAGCUGACUGCUGGGUUUGAAAUUCUUUGCUCCAGAAACAAGGGACAUCAAAACAAUCUCUUUGUGACUUCUCAGUGGAAACAAUAUGAAGACUCAUUGAGAGAAAAUGGGUAUUUUAAUGGAGAAAUAAAGGGCUCUAAACAAUACAGUGAGCUAUUGCACCAAGCUAAGACAACAUUUAUAUCAACACUUAGCAACAUGAAAUACACCGAAUACCCUGGAGAAGUGGUUCAUCGUAUUUUGUCAGAUCACACAUUAGAUGAAGCUGUCACACGAGCUGCAAAUGAGAUUCUUGUUCCAGAAAGUGAUGAUGCUUGGCUUAAUGUCAGCUCUGAAGAUCUAAACAAGUUGCUGGAGGAAAGAGCUGGUAUCAAACUGGCAUCCACAGACAGCCAGUAUAGCCGGGACGGUUUAGAUCAACUUGAAGACAUGACUACUGCUUUUAAAUCAUUUGUGGGUAAAGUUUCUGAUAUGGAAGGGGCCGAGUUUCCUGAUUCUUACAAGACCAGACAAGUUUAUUUAGAUGCAGACACAUUUGCAGACACAGUGAGUAAUGUUUUAGAUGAAACCCACAUUGAGUCAGAGUCAGAGGAUGAAAGCGAAAUAGAUGAGGAUGAGAUACAUCUCCUACAGUCUGACUCUAGUGCUGAUGAAAGUGAUGUAGCUGCACAUGACCUCAAGGACUACAUGGCACAGAUGGAUAAAGAACUCAGUGUAACUGAGGUAGGAAAAAGUUUCAAGGAAGCAGAAUGCCACGAUGAGGCAAAGAUGGCCGACGUACUGCCUGUAGAUGUUGAUUUGAAUCUUGUAAAGAACAUUUUGGAAUCAUACGCAUCUCAGGAAGGGCUGGCUGGUCCAGCAUCUAACCUGUUUGGUUCUAUGGGGAUAACAAUUCCAAAUGAUGUAGACUAGAAGAAAUAAGGAGUCACAGUGUCUUGUUCUGAAAUACAUUAGAAGCAGUUGCUGUUUAUUUUGCACAAUUCAAAGGUACUGUACUGCUUAGUUUAAAGAGCUAGUUAGUGUUGAGGGAUAAUUGACGAGUUUUUCAAGAUUGUACGUUAAGUGAAAUCACGGCCCAUAUAUAAAGCAUA